Molecule: messenger RNA, 2137 nt
Organism: Lutra lutra (Eurasian river otter)
Lineage: Eukaryota; Metazoa; Chordata; Mammalia; Carnivora; Mustelidae
Gene: MTMR7
Product: myotubularin related protein 7
Exons: 14
Coding region: 155-2137 (660 amino acids)
Biological process (GO): phosphatidylinositol dephosphorylation
Molecular function (GO): phosphatidylinositol phosphate phosphatase activity
Source: RefSeq, a predicted model, not a curated record
GCGGGCGCCUCCGCACCUGGAGGCGGAGCCAAGCCCUGUGGCCCGCCCGCUCCCGGGCGCGAAGCCCCCUCCCCGCGCCCCUCCCGCCGCGCUGCAGACGCGCGCAGGUGCGUGAGGCCGCGCCUGCCCAGGACCUUGCAGACGUGGGCCCACCAUGGAGCACAUCCGCACGCCCAAGGUUGAAAAUGUCCGCUUGGUAGAUCGAAUAUCUUCUAAAAAAGCAGCCCUGGGAACUUUGUAUUUGACGGCUACUCACGUCAUAUUUGUGGAAAAUGCACCUGAUACAAGAAAAGAAACAUGGAUUCUUCACAGUCAGAUUUCCACCAUUGAAAAACAGGCCACAACCGCUACUGGAUGCUCUCUGCUUAUUCGCUGCAAGAACUUCCAGGUGUUACAACUCCUCAUCCCGCAGGAGCGAGACUGCCACGAUGUGUACAUCUCUCUGAUACGCCUUGCAAGGCCAGUGAAAUAUGAGGAGUUAUACUGCUUUUCAUUCAACCCCAAGCUGGACAAAGAAGAAAGAGAACAGGGCUGGAUGCUGAUCGAUCUCGGUGAAGAGUACAAGCGAAUGGGCCUCCCUAGUAAUGAUUGGCAGCUCAGCGAUGUGAACAGAGACUACAGAGUUUGUGAUUCUUACCCUACUGAACUGUAUGUUCCCAAAUCGGCCACGGCACACAUCAUUGUGGGGAGUUCCAAAUUCCGGAGCAGACGGCGAUUUCCUGCCCUUUCUUACUACUAUAAAGAUAACCACGCCUCCAUCUGCCGGAGCAGCCAGCCCCUGUCCGGCUUCAGUGCCCGCUGCCUCGAGGACGAGCAGAUGCUCCAGGCCAUCAGGAAAGCCAAUCCGGGGAGCGACUUCAUUUAUGUCGUGGACACGCGGCCCAAACUCAAUGCGAUGGCAAAUCGUGCUGCAGGGAAAGGCUAUGAGAACGAAGACAACUACUCCAAUAUCAAGUUUCAGUUUAUCGGGAUAGAGAACAUCCAUGUCAUGAGGAGCAGUCUGCAGAAAAUGCUGGAAGUGUGUGAACUGAAAUCUCCGUCCAUGAGUGACUUUCUGUGGGGACUGGAGAACUCGGGCUGGUUAAGGCACAUUAAGGCCAUCAUGGAUGCAGGGAUCUUCAUCGCAAAGGCAGUUUCAGAGGAAGGGGCCAGCGUGCUUGUUCACUGUUCUGAUGGCUGGGACAGGACUGCCCAAGUGUGCUCAGUGGCCAGCCUCCUGCUGGAUCCGCAUUACCGGACUCUGAAGGGCUUUAUGGUAUUAAUUGAAAAGGACUGGAUUUCCUUUGGUCAUAAGUUUAAUCACAGAUACGGCAACCUAGAUGGUGACCCAAAAGAAAUCUCUCCAGUUAUUGAUCAGUUCAUUGAGUGUGUCUGGCAGUUAAUGGAACAAUUUCCCUGUGCCUUUGAGUUCAAUGAAAGAUUUUUGAUUCACAUUCAACAUCACAUUUAUUCCUGCCAGUUUGGAAACUUCUUAUGUAAUAGUCAAAAGGAGCGACAAGAACUCAAAAUUCAAGAAAGAACCUACUCUCUGUGGGCUCACCUGUGGAAGAAUCGCGCCGACUACAUGAAUCCUCUAUUUAGAGCUGAUCAGAGUCAGACCCGCGGAACCCUUCGUCUCCCCACAACACCAUGCAACUUCAUGUACAAGUUCUGGAAUGGGAUGUACAACCGCUUUGAAAAGGGACUGCAGCCCCGACAGUCCGUUACAGAUUACCUUAUGGCAGUGAAGGAGGAGACCCAGCAGCUGGAGGAAGAACUAGAGACCCUAGAAGAAAGGCUGGAAAAAAUUCAGAAAGUCCAGUUAAAUCACACUAAAGUGAAGAGUAAACAGACUGAACCCAGCAAACACUCAGGGUUUUCUACCUCAGACAACAGCACAGCCAACACUCCCCAGGAUUACAGUGGAAAUAUGAAAUCCUUUCCAUCCAGGAGUCCUUCACAAGGUGAUGAAGAUUCUGCUCUCAUUCUAACCCAAGACAAUUUGAAAAGCUCAGAUCCAGAUCUGUCAGCCAACAGUGAUCAGGAGUCUGGGGUAGAGGAUCUGAGCUGCCGGUCUCCAAGUGGUGGGGAGUGUGCACCAAGUGAAGACAGUGGAAAGGACCGUGACUCUGACGAAGCUGUGUUUCUCACUGCCUGA